This is a messenger RNA of Pseudoliparis swirei, 1987 nucleotides long. It is a transcript of the gene slc39a7, whose product is annotated as solute carrier family 39 member 7. The record is from RefSeq and is a predicted model, not a curated record. Gene Ontology annotation, molecular function: zinc ion transmembrane transporter activity. Bases 143 to 1459 code for a protein of 438 amino acids. Gene Ontology annotation, biological process: intracellular zinc ion homeostasis; zinc ion transmembrane transport. Gene Ontology annotation, cellular component: membrane. Lineage: Eukaryota; Metazoa; Chordata; Actinopteri; Perciformes; Liparidae. The transcript has 8 exons.
ACUUGAGCGAACGCCACGUCUUACCAGCAAGCAUCAACGUGGACGUUCAGCGACAGCGCGUUUAUUAAACACUUCACGCCGAGGACAGAUCGUCAUAAAGCGGCCCGGCAGGCAGAGGCAACCGACACAACCCGGGGAUAAUAUGGGCUGUGUACGUCUCCUGGCGCUGACGCUGGCCACGUCUGCGGUACUCCUGUUGGCCGCCGCCCACAGCCAUUCCCAUGGCGACCACGACCACGGCCACCACGGCCACACCCACGGGGAAGACGACCCCCAGGAAGACGUGAGGAUGUUCCACGGGGCGAGCAAGUGGAGCGCCGAGGCCAACGUCCUGGAGGACGAUCAUCACGGGCACGCCCACGGGCACGCUCACGGGCACGCUCACGGGCACGCCCAUCAUCAGGAGGACGGCGUGCGCGUGCACAAGGAGGGGUGCGGACACGCCCAUGGAGGGGAGAGGGUGAAGAGGGAGGCCGACGGAGCCAAGAGGGACACGCUGGAGCUCUGGACACAGGCCAUCGGAGCGACUCUGCUCAUCAGCGCCGCGCCGUUCCUCAUCCUGUUCCUGAUCCCGGUCCAGUCCAACAGCGACCAGCACCAGAACCUGCUGAAGGUGCUGCUCAGCUUCGCCUCGGGCGGACUGCUGGGCGACGCCUUCCUCCACCUCAUCCCACACGCUUUGGAGCCCCACUCUCACCAUGGAGAGGAAGACCACGCCCACACCCCCGCCAGUGAGGAGUCACAUGGCCACUCCCACGGCGCUGCCCACGGUCACAUGAUGUCGGUGGGUCUCUGGGUUCUCGGCGGGAUCAUCGCCUUCCUGUGUGUGGAGAAGUUUGUGCGAGCGCUGAAGGGCGGGCACGGCCACGGCCACUCGCAAGAUUCUCCCAAAGAGAAGGACAGUGAUGGAGAAGAAGAAAAGGAGAAGAAGAAGAAGGAGGUGAAGAAGGAGGCGAAGGCGAGCAAAGGAGCGGCUGUGCUGAAGAAAGAGGAGACAAAGAGCACAGACAUCAAGGUGUCGGCUUACCUGAACCUGGCGGCCGACUUCACGCACAACUUCACCGACGGCCUCGCCAUCGGCGCCUCCUUCCUGGUCGGCCCGACCGUCGGCGCCGUCACCACCGUCACCAUCCUGCUGCACGAGGUGCCGCACGAGAUCGGGGACUUCGCCAUCCUCAUCCAGUCCGGCUGCACUAAGAAGAAGGCCAUGUGUCUACAGCUGCUGACGGCCCUCGGCGCCCUGGCCGGCACGGCGUGCUCCCUGCUGGCCGAGGGCGUGGGCGCCGCCGCCACCGCCUGGAUCCUGCCGUUCACGGCCGGCGGCUUCAUCUACAUCGCCACGGUGACCGUGCUCCCGGAGCUACUGCGGGGCCGCUCCAGCUUCGGCCAAUCGCUGAUGGAGAUCCUGGCGCUGCUGUUCGGCGUCGGGAUGAUGGUGCUGAUUGCAGAGUACGAGUGAGGACGGAGAAAAGCGGCGGAGGGGGCGGGAAAAAAAACGGUCAAAAAAACGGUUGAGAAUAAAUGAUGUUUUUUAUAAAUUAUUUUUUUCCAGAGGUUUGAUUUCUUCCUUUUUUUACAAUUUUUUUCAAUUUUUAUUGAAUGAAUUCCAGUUAUGGGAACAAACGCCACCUACUGACGGCGAAUGGAAGAUUUCUUUCUCAUCGCUGACUGUUACAAUCGAUGUUUCUAUUUCGGCUUCUUUUUUAAAAAACGAAAAUUGAGAAACUGAGCUGGAAAUGAACGAACUCUACAGAUUUUUUUUUUUUCUUCGUCCAUUGGGACGCGGACGUCUUUUGGUCGCCACUUUCCCCCACUCGGAUUAUUCAGCAACACAAGAUAAUGAUUAUUUUCUUUCUUUUUUUUAUUUUGGAGGUGGUUGGUGUUGAGCAGAGAAAGUAAUGUUGUCACUACAGAUCACUUGUACGUGAUAAUGAAUGAUAAUAUUUUUACAUUCCAAGAAAUAAAGGUCUGUUGUGGCUGCCACACA